Messenger RNA from Aspergillus ibericus CBS 121593, 1908 nucleotides. It is a transcript of the gene abd1, whose product is annotated as mRNA (guanine-N7)-methyltransferase. Gene Ontology annotation, biological process: 7-methylguanosine mRNA capping. The coding region runs from base 1 to 1908 and encodes 635 amino acids. Gene Ontology annotation, molecular function: mRNA 5'-cap (guanine-N7-)-methyltransferase activity. The record is from RefSeq and is a predicted model, not a curated record. Lineage: Eukaryota; Fungi; Ascomycota; Eurotiomycetes; Eurotiales; Aspergillaceae. The transcript is spliced from 4 exons. Gene Ontology annotation, cellular component: nucleus.
AUGGCCGAGCAGCAGCAGCAGCAGCAGCAGCCGCCGCCGCGCGCUGGCAAACGAGGCAGCAUCAGUAUGUACGACCCCGCGCGGGACCGAUGGGAGGAGCAGCAGCAGCAGCAGCCGAUGGAUCGAAGUGAUCCACCGGUGUUGACUUUGGGGACAUCACAGGUAAGUCUCAGCCUCCGGCUACUGGAUGAUUCUAUCGCGACGUUAAAUUCUCCUCAUCCUGCAACCACCCUAUCCCUCGCCGAGCCGUCCUUGAUUCAGUCUCCGAUUCCGACACCAGCAUCGCCAUCUCAACCCGCACAUCAACAUAAGACAUCUGCAUCUGUAUCGAGCACGAUGGGUGACUACUACCGCUCUGGGUCCGCUCACGCCGAAUCCGCAGAAGGCGACUACGCGUACGACCACGCGACCGACCACAAACGCAAGCUGGACGACGAGCCCGCCGAAGCCACCUACACAACCGAUCGACCCGUCUCGAAGCGCAAGCGUCUCGAAGAACGACACCAGAAACUCCGGAAACGCGGGCAAGCUCCCCCGUCUGCAUACUCACGACGAGACGGCGAUGAAGUCUCUAGUCGACCCGCACCGCCGCCCCGAUCUCCCUCCCCGGAUCUGCCGCCCCGGUCGCCCACGCCGGAAACCCGUCAGCGCAAGCGACCGGGUGGUGGUGCUCGACGGGGUCUGGUGGAUCGGGAGACGCUGCGACGGAGACAGGAGGAGCGAGAACGCGCACAGGAAGAAGAUGCGAUUCGGAACUCGCAGAGUCGGGGCAUGACGGAUAUUGUUCGCCAGCAUUAUAACGCCGUCCCGCAGCGUGGUCGGGAGUGGCGCAAGACGGAGAGUAAGAUUAAGGGUCUGCGCAGUUUCAAUAACUGGGUGAAGAGUACGUUGAUCCAGAAGUUUUCGCCGGAUGAGGAGUUUGUGGCGCGGUCGAUUGGUACGAAGGACUGGGCGGAUGGGACGGGGCCUCCGCCGGUGGAGGAGAAGCGGCUCUUGGUGAUUGAUCUGGGAUGUGGCAAGGGAGGGGAUCUGGGCAAGUGGCAGCUGGCGCCGCAGCCGGUGGAUCUCUACGUGGGAUUGGAUCCGGCGGAGGUGUCGGUCAAUCAGGCGCGCGAGCGGUAUAUGGGGAUGCGGACGGGUCGGGGGCCCCGUGGCCGUCGGGGACCUCCGCUGUUUCAUGGGGAGUUUCGGUCGAAGGACUGCUUUGGGGAGUGGUUGGGGGAUGUGGAUAUUGUUCAGCAGGUGGGGAUUGAUUCCAAUGCUGGGCCGGGAGGGUCAGUGAUGAGCUCGCGAUGGGGCGGUGGUGGGUUCGAUGUGGUGGCGUCUAUGUUCGCGAUUCACUACGCUUUUGAGAGCGAGGAGAAGGCCCGACAGAUGCUGCGCAAUGUAGCUGGGUGUUUACGGAAGGGUGGCCGGUUCUUGGGCGUGUGUCCGAACUCGGAUGUGAUCAGUGCCAAGGUGGCCGAGGCCAAUGCCAAACGCAAGGACCGCGAGAAGACGCAGAAGGAGGCGGAGCCCGAGGAUGGUGAAGUGGAAGAGGAAGGCAAGGUGGAAUGGGGGAAUUCCAUCUACCGGGUACAGUUUCCAGGCGAGACACCUGAAGAUGGAGUGUUUCGGCCGCCGUUUGGCUGGAAGUACAGCUACUUUAUGGAGGAAGCGGUGGGAGAGGUUCCGGAGUAUGUGGUGCCGUGGGAGGCGUUUCGCGCAUUGACGGAGGAGUACAAUUUGGAGCUACAGUACCGCAAGCCAUUCUUGGAGGUGUGGCGGGACGAGAAAGACGACGCGGAGCUGGGACCGUUGAGCGAGCGGAUGGGCGUGCGGGAUCGUCAUACAGGGGAGUUGGCGAUGACGCCGGAGGAGCAGGAGGCAGUUAGUUUCUACCAUGCGUUUUGUUUCUACAAGGUGUAA